CCCCCCCACCACAAUCUUCCUUCCUUGCCCCCCAUUCGUCGAUCCCAUCGUCUUCACCGAUCCCUCUCCAGUCUCCUCCUGAUUUGAUUUCCCCUCCCUUCCCCUCUCGGAUCCAACUACAACCCCACCGAUACCCGCAAGCCCGCACCUCGCCGUCGCCGGCGGCGGCCAUGUCCAAGUACGGCACCAUCCCCACCUCUUCCUCCGCUGGCGGGGCGCCCCUCGGGGGCGCCUCCCCGCUCGACUUCAUCUCCCGCGCUAAGGCCCGGGGCGCGAUGGCACUGGCGACGCGCCGUCCCUGGCGCGAGCUCGGGGAAAUCCACACCAUCGGGCUACCCCCCAGCCUCGGCGAGGCGUACCUCCGCGUGCGCGCCAACCUCGCCCACUUCGCCAUGAACUACGCCAUCGUCGUCCUCGUCGUCGUCUUCCUCUCCCUGCUCUGGCACCCUGUCUCCCUCAUCGUCUUCCUCGUCUGCAUGGUCGCCUGGCUCGUCCUCUACUUCCUCCGCGACGAGCCGCUCGUCCUCUUCGGCCGCGUCGUCGGCGACGGCGUCGUCCUCGCCGCGCUCGCCGUCGUCACGCUCGUGCUCCUCCUGCUCACCAACGCCACCGUCAACAUCCUCUCCUCGCUGCUCAUUGGGUUCGUGCUCGUCGUCCUGCACGCCGCUCUGCACAAGGCGGAGGACAACGUUGAUGAUGAGGCUGGUCGCUGGUACGCGCCAGUGCCCUCGCCGCCGCUGCACUAGUAUCUGAGCGUGAUCAUUCUGCACUGUGUCGCGAUCCUGUCCUUGUUUCCGAGCGUUACAGCUGUGCAAAUUGGACCGCCUGUGAUGAAGAACCUUUCAAUGGUGAUUGUGUUUCACUUGCUGCUGGUUCCAUUUGAAGUUUUGGAUCCAGCGAUGACGCAGUGUUGUAAAAUCUGAUCCUCUCGACCACUUUUUUGGUACCGUUUAAAGCGUCUUCUCGUCGUUCACGUGUAUAACAAUUUCGGAGAAAAAUCUGUAUCUCUUGAGUUUGAUAAUUGGGAUGGUUGGGACACUCGCGUUGAGAUUGUUGUUGACUCCAUGUCGGCAGUGCCUGAUGUUCAAACUUGGUUUUGUCUUGUACUGGCUAAAGUAUUUUGUUACCAAGGGAAUAUCAAUUUCGGUUGUAUACGGUACAAUGGUGACUUG
Phragmites australis (common reed) is the source of this 1172-nucleotide messenger RNA. Its product is annotated as PRA1 family protein F3-like. Gene Ontology annotation, biological process: vesicle-mediated transport. Lineage: Eukaryota; Viridiplantae; Streptophyta; Magnoliopsida; Poales; Poaceae. The transcript is spliced from 2 exons. Gene Ontology annotation, cellular component: endoplasmic reticulum; Golgi apparatus. Bases 171 to 746 code for a protein of 191 amino acids. The record is from RefSeq and is a predicted model, not a curated record.